AUGAGCAUUUUGGGUGAGCUAAAGGAGUUUCUCGGAAUUAGAAUUAGACGAAAUAGAGACAAACGUGCAUUAGAACUGUCUCAAGAAAAGUGCAUCGAGAAACUUUUUGAGAAAUACGGGUUCAGCGAAGCAUAUCCACAAAGAUCGCCAAUGGCAACAAUGCAAGUUGAAAAUUGGGCAAGAAAGAUGCGAGAAUGUGUUUAUGACGGAGAGGUUCAAGACUUAGACAAAACAGAACUAAAUGCUCCUUACAGAGAGGUGGUAGGAUGUUUGUUGUACUUGGCGGGUGCGACGAGACCAGACAUCAACUACGCAGUAAAUUUUUUGAGCAGGCAUCAGGUAAAACCCACGGAACAUGAGUGGGCAAUGGCUAAGAGAGUUUUGAGGUACCUUAAAAGGAGAAAACAUAUUUCUCUGAGAUAUACGGGCGCAGAAAAUGAUAUUCAAGGGUACUCAGAUGCCAGUUUCUCAGACUGCAAGGGCUCCUUGACCACGAGUGGUUAUAUUGUAAAAUUGUUCGGAGAUGUAUUGGCAUGA
Messenger RNA from Belonocnema kinseyi, 537 nucleotides. Its product is annotated as secreted RxLR effector protein 161-like. NCBI's taxonomy places the organism in Eukaryota, Metazoa, Arthropoda, Insecta, Hymenoptera, Cynipidae. The coding region runs from base 1 to 537 and encodes 178 amino acids. The transcript has a single exon. The record is from RefSeq and is a predicted model, not a curated record.